AAGAGUUACAAGGGUAUUUUCCAAAGUUACUCGCAGACUAGAGCAUGAAACUAGUAGCACAUUAACUAAGAAUAAAAAUAUUACUAAGUCAGGGGACAUCUUUAGACAACAUUUAACAAAAAAAUAUAUAUCAAAAGACCAUAAUAUGUUUUCAUCUCAUGAUAACACUACUUUGAAGAAAGGUACACCUCUUGAAAAAUCAAUGGGAGUAAAGAGACAUAAUAAGACCAAAAAGCAUAAAAAUGGGAACAAUACUCCAGAAUUUAGGGGACGCUUAUGUGAAAGCGACUCAUCAUCAUCAUCAUCAUUCAGUUCAGAUAUGGAUAAAAUUACAUGGAUGCAAGAGUUCAACGACCAUUGGAUGCAAAAGAAAUUUGAAGCACUUAAUUCGACACAGCCUCGAGGUGACGUCAUUAACAUGGUUGCCGCUAGACCAUGGGGAGUUUCUUGUGGAGAUCCGGAUCAACAUGACUUACCGUGGGGCUCUUGUACGCUACCAGGGGAAUGUGAGCCAGAAUACCGAAUAUAUCGUGGUGACUAUGCCUGUGGUAGAACUUCAUUCGUUUGUUGCACCCUAUUAAUGACCAAUUAUGACUUGUACCAAGGAUUGGACAUAUCUAUGGAAGUUAGUGGCAGCUCCACAGAUUCAGUUGAAGAAAAGGAACGAAAUGCAAAAGUGAUAGGUCAUCGAAAGCGUAAAAUGGAAAGAAUGCUCGUAAAGAGGAAAAGACGACAAAGAAAAAGAUUAGUCAGAGAUAAUGCCAAGCGUAUAGUGGUAGCAUUUAAGAAAAUACUUAACUCUGCUUAUAGGAACAGGUCAGCCGAGAGUAGAAAAAGGACACGGCAAUUGUUACAACUUAUAAAAAAGAUGAAGAAAGAGUUUAUGAAUGACCGCACAGAUCUUGUAAAACUACAUCACUAUGACAUAUUAAAGAUGGAUGAGAUGUUGCAAGCGAAAUUGAAUCAACUGCCAUUUGUGAAUACGGCUUUUAUGAUAAACGAUACUUAUAGAAAGAUUGUUACAAAUGAAAAGAUCGAUAGAGAAAAGCUGGUGCAAUUUCUACGAUCAAAACCGUUGAAGUAUUUUAUGAAAUUUUUCAAAAAUAAGCGAAAACUUAAAAGCGGUGAAAAUGUCAAGAUUGUGAAAAGGGCCAAUAAAAGAAAGCCUAAAAAACGGGACUUACGAAAGAAAAGAUUUCAAAAGCGAAUUUCUAAAAAACGGAAUUCCAAAAAACGAAAUUAUCCUCAUGCGAGGAGAAGGAGUGGUAUGGAUUUGAACUAUGGGCUGGAUGAAGGAGAGCAACAACUGGAGAAUGUUAAGCCUCAAAAUUUUUAUUAUGAUAUCGAAUAUGGCAUACUUUAUUACUAAAUAAUAAAAUUGUAAAUAUCAGUGUAAAAAUAU
Messenger RNA from Spodoptera litura, 1402 nucleotides. RefSeq lists its product as uncharacterized. NCBI's taxonomy places the organism in Eukaryota, Metazoa, Arthropoda, Insecta, Lepidoptera, Noctuidae. The record is from RefSeq and is a predicted model, not a curated record.